Messenger RNA from Penicillium waksmanii, 1077 nucleotides. RefSeq lists its product as uncharacterized. The transcript has 4 exons. The record is from RefSeq and is a predicted model, not a curated record. Lineage: Eukaryota; Fungi; Ascomycota; Eurotiomycetes; Eurotiales; Aspergillaceae. Gene Ontology annotation, molecular function: DNA-binding transcription factor activity; transcription cis-regulatory region binding. Gene Ontology annotation, cellular component: nucleus. The coding region runs from base 1 to 1077 and encodes 358 amino acids. Gene Ontology annotation, biological process: positive regulation of transcription by RNA polymerase II.
AUGGAUGAAACGCAAGAGGUUUCCGACCUAUAUCAAGUCAUAGAAGCGAGUGACGAUGCCUGGAGCGUCCCAAUAGAUCAGCACCCGUCGCCACAACCUGCACUAUCCGGCCACGCUUCCCCUAUCACGGAUCCCCUUGACGCCUUUUUCCUCUGUCGAUACGUCGACUUCAUCGGUCCGCGCUUCGACAUGUUCGACGAUGCACCGCGAUAUUUCUCGACAGUCGUGCCGCAGCUCGCUCUAAAAGACGAACUUGUCUUGCUAGCCUGUGCCGCAGUUGCAGCCCGCCAGUACUCCCUCGCCAAUGAACAGAAUCAACACGAUCACGAGCAGGCUUUGAAAUACUACAACGCGGCUAUAAAUCUACUGUCCAAGCGGCUACAAAACAGUGGGCCAGAUCCUGCGGUAUUUGCGAGCUGUCUGCUUGUAGCUCACUGUGAGAUGGUGGAAAGCAGGGCCACGGAUUGGGGCCUGCACCUCAAGGGGACAGGAGAUCUUCUCAAGAUUCAUGGUUGGCAUGGGGCGAGCAGUGGUUUAGCACAGGCUUCGUUCUGGAUUUACUGCAGGAUGAUCAUCCUUGCCUCCCUAUGCUCCGGCAAGCCAGUAGCAUUAGGACCUAAAGAAUGGAUCCCUGAAGGUGUUUUCCCUGAUCCAGCAACAUGGAAACUCGAAUCGUGGCAAAAAAAAGUCGUUUUCCUUCUCGGGACGGAGCUUGAAGCUGAAUUGGUGCGCCACCAGGGCCAAGCGCCAACUGUGUGCUCACCAAUCUGUAUUCUACCUCCGAAUGGCGAGGAAAACCCCUUCCGAUCUGUGCAUUACUUGAACGGUCCCAUGUCCGCUGCAUGGCAAAUGCUGCAUACUGCGUUUCUCAUUCUUACCAUCUGCACGCCUUGCUCACCGGCGAGUCGCCUCUCAGUGCUCUCAAGCCCCGACGUGACUUGCCAAGCACAGAUCUACGCACGCCAGAUUGUCGCCAACUCGCUGGCGAAUCGAUGCUCUAUCGCAUGGGCGAAUGCCGUCCAACUCCUUACAAUUGCGGCAAAAAACGGGCUGGAACACGCGGGCAAGCGUCGAUAG